UGUUUUCUUUCUGCCUCUGGCUUUCUACUGAACAGAAUGCAUAGAAUUUUUACCAAUAUUAAGCAUCUUAUUCUCAGCCUCAUCUUAGCUUCUCUGAUUGUUAGCACCCAAGGAAAAAAUGCAGAACCGCUUGAGGUCAUCAUUGGUGGGAGCAGCAACCAAUUGUCAGACGCACCGGUUGCAGAACCUGUAGAAGGAAGUUUGGAGCCGCUGAUUUUUGCAGACCUGAGAUUGGCUGUGGUGUACCCCAUUAUCCUGAAAUUUAAGAAAAUAAUCACCUCUGAUCCUCUAGGAAUCACCAAAUCUUGGGUUGGGGCUGAUAUAUGCAACUAUACAGGCUUUUAUUGCACUAGCCCCCCGGACAACUGUUCGGCUAUUGCUCUUGCUUCUAUUGAUUUCAAUGGAUUCCAACUUAGUGCUCCAACCCUGGAUGGCUUCCUUGAUCAGCUCCCUGAUUUAGCCCUGUUCCAUGCCAAUUCCAAUAACUUCUCCGGGACCAUCUCGGCAGACAUUUCCAAGCUUCCCUACCUAUAUGAGCUAGACAUCAGUAAUAACCAGUUUUCUGGGCCAUUUCCUACCGCCGUUCUAGGUAUGAAUAGUCUGUCUUUCUUGGACAUUCGGUUCAACCUUUUCGCAGGCUCAGUACCACCUCAAUUGUUCACGCAGGCUUUCGAUGCAAUUUUUCUGAACAACAACAAUUUUAUGCAGAGGCUGCCUGAAAACAUUGGCAACACUCGCGCCUUCUAUCUCACUCUAGCCAAUAACAAAUUCUUUGGCCCCAUUCCUCGCGGUUUAUUUAGAGCCAUGGCCAGUCUGACUGAAGUGUUACUCCUUGACAACUUGUUAACCGGUUGCCUGCCCUAUGAAUUGGGUUUUUUAAAGGAAGCUGUGGUAUUUGACGCGGGUAACAAUCUGUUAACAGGUCCUAUACCUUUCUCCUUGGGAUGCCUGAAGAAAGUAGAGGUGCUGAAUUUUGCCGGGAAUUAUCUGUAUGGCAUGGUGCCAGAGGUGGUCUGUGCGCUGGGAAAUUUGGCCAACCUUUCGCUGUCUGAUAAUUAUUUCACAACAGUUGGGCCAAUUUGCUGGAAUCUGAUUAAGAAGGGAGUUCUUGAUGUAAGGAAGAACUGCAUUGCUGGUCUACCAUUUCAGAGAUCAGUGUGGGAGUGUGCUCAUUUCUUUGCACGACCAAGGUACUGUCCUUACUGGGCAACGUUCACCUACAUUCCAUGUUGGCUUCCCCACUUUAAAUUCCCACCAUUAGCCGCUUCUGAAUCGGCCCCUUCUCCUUCAUAGCUGAUUGCACUUUUUCGUUUUCAACUAUAUAGUUUGCAAGAAUUAUCAUGAAACUGUAAUCUAAGCAUAAAGGUUCAAAUUACUGAACCUUCCUGAAAAAUGCUGAGUUUGUGCACUUCCCAAAGUAUACUCUGUUUUCCAGUGUUUUUUUUUUUUUUUGGGGGCAGUUGA
Messenger RNA from Coffea eugenioides, 1464 nucleotides. RefSeq lists its product as uncharacterized. The transcript has a single exon. The coding region runs from base 37 to 1293 and encodes 418 amino acids. Gene Ontology annotation, molecular function: protein binding. NCBI's taxonomy places the organism in Eukaryota, Viridiplantae, Streptophyta, Magnoliopsida, Gentianales, Rubiaceae. The record is from RefSeq and is a predicted model, not a curated record.